UCUAAAACCAAAGGUCAAAUUUAUAAAAGAUUUAACGUCAUAACUUGACACCUGUUCUGAGAGAUCAGCUUACAAAUCCUCACUCCACCAGACUGAGUGUUUACGAUACAGCUGCUUAAUUUUCCUUGCCUUAGUGCAUUUCUUUCUUUUGUCUUCUAUUUAUUUCUGCGUGGCUUCUCUAUCAUCAGUCGCAAUGGAGGAGGUGUGGCCUUUCUAACAGUUAGCUCCAGUGAAGGAGACAUGGCUUCUCUACCUGUCCGUCCCAGUGAAGGAGACAUGGCUUCUCUACCUGUCCGUCCCAGUGAAGGAGACAUGGCUUCUCUACCUGUCCGUCCCAGUGAAGGAGACAUGGCUUCUCUACCUGUCCGUCCCAGUGAAGGAGACGUGGCUUCUCUACCUGUCCGUCCCAGUGAAGGAGACGUGGCUUCGCUACCUGUCCGUCCCAGUGAAGGAGACAUGGCUUCGCUACCUGUCCGUCCCAGUGAAGGAGACAUGGCUUCUCUACCUGUCCGUCCCAGUGAAGGAGACAUGGCUUCUCUACCUGUCCGUCCCAGUGAAGGAGACGUAGCUUCUCUACCUGUCCGUCCCAGUGAAGAAUAAAUGGCUUCUCUACCUGUCCGUCCCAGUGAAGGAGACAUGGCUUCUCUACCUGUCCAUCCCAGUGAAGGAGACAUGGCUUCUCUACCUGUCCGUCCCAGUGAAAGAGGCAUGGCUUCUCUACCUGUCCGUCCCAGUGAAAGAGGCAUGGUUUCUCUACCUG
Hemibagrus wyckioides is the source of this 760-nucleotide messenger RNA. Its product is annotated as PML-RARA-regulated adapter molecule 1-like. The record is from RefSeq and is a predicted model, not a curated record. Bases 241 to 600 code for a protein of 119 amino acids. NCBI's taxonomy places the organism in Eukaryota, Metazoa, Chordata, Actinopteri, Siluriformes, Bagridae. The transcript has 2 exons.